Molecule: messenger RNA, 3648 nt
Organism: Athalia rosae (coleseed sawfly)
Lineage: Eukaryota; Metazoa; Arthropoda; Insecta; Hymenoptera; Athaliidae
Exons: 14
Coding region: 1438-3351 (637 amino acids)
Cellular component (GO): extracellular region
Source: RefSeq, a predicted model, not a curated record
AAAUUGUCGAUACCGACGAUCUGCAGUUUUAUUUUUCAUCAUCUAUCGAUCAAUCAACGAUAUGCCAAUAUUUAUUUACUCAAUAUAUGCAGAUAGACACACACGUGUGUCGAAACUAAUAAUAUACCCGCGAUCGAUCGUAAUACGGGAAAUUCCAGGUGAGAAAAAUGCGGAUAGUUUGUAUCGCAAUCGCCGCAUACGUGCGGUAUGAAAUUGAUUCGAGGCGUUACACGGACAACGUUUGAUUCAAGCGUAUACCGUAAAGCCUCGACCAUCGUCAAUGUCAAGAAUACGUUAUAUUUGCAUUCCUUAUUACAGAACACCGCAGCCACUUAGCGCGGUUAAUGAAUAUUAUAUUUAAGCUCUCGCGGGGGACGUCGCGUCGCCUCCCAAGAUCUGAUUAAUAAGUUCUCCUCAACAACGAGGCUGAGCGUUAACUACUAUCAAAAUGAUUAUUAACCUUAUUUUCAUCGUAUUAUAUCAAAUUGCCAUGAGCGAAAUAAUUUUCCCCGGCGCAAUUUAACGCCCUCGAUAUUUUCGUUAGAUAUUAUACCCGCCACACCUGUUAUAUACACGGCAUAUUGACCCGCAUUAUUAUAUUAUUAUAUCACGUGUAUAUUAUUUAUAUUUAACAAGAAAUCAUCUGCGGAUCGCUAAUCGUAUCGUCCCACUAGCCCGAUCCGGUUGAAUAAAAAAAAAAGAAGAAGAAGAAAGAGCAGAGCCGGAGAUGAGAAAAGAAAAAGAUUCUAAAAUUCUGAAAAAAAUCUAGAAUUCUUGACGCGACGUAGAAAUUUUUCGUUUCAUUUCAUAUCGCUUGUUCUCGCGUCGUUCUCCGUAGUCGCUGAACGUGAAAAUUGUACAUCAUCCCCGGGAGGCUCGAGGCGAGUGGGUAAUCUGGUCGUUGCACCGAGUCGCGCAUCGUCUGCCGCUGCACCCCGAUGAAUAUGCGACCGCGUCCUCCCUCUCUCCUGAAAUAUAAGGUGGAUAGGUGGGUAGGUAGGUGUACAGCCGUGUUCGUAAUCACCUUGACAUCUACGCGUCAUCGGAUGUAACAUACCAGAUAUAAAAACCACGAGAGUCUACCGCCAGUCUAUUAGUCUCGACGGAUUAGAGAACCCGUUCGGUCACUUUUACGCCAAUUAUCAUAUUUCUUCAGUGUGCUUUUUUGUUCCCUUUUUUUUCCCCUCUAUUUGGUUCUUUCUGAUUUUUAUUUUUAUAAAUUUUCCCUCUUUUUUCUCACCGUGCAGAAAAAAAAAAUAAAUAAAUCGCGCGGAGUUUUGUGAGCUAUUAUUAUACAUAUUCCACCUGCGUUAUUGCACACCGAGUAUUCGAACGGUGCAGGUAUUACUCCGACGAGAAGAAGGGAAGGAGAAUCGAUAUCGUCCGGUUUCUGGAAACUCAUCUUUUCGCGAUCCCUGAAGAUCCAGAUUUAUAAGGAUGAACGGGAUCUCCGGAUGGAUCGUUUUUCUCGCGGUUGUUACCUCCCGGUUCGAUGGGACAUGGUGCUUGAACUGUAGCGGCUAUAAAAUGAUCCGAAAAGGAGGGAUCACGUGUCAAGACAGAGAUGUCAUACUGAAAAGACACAAUCAGUAUCGUCAACAAAUCGCUCUUGGCAAAAUUGCAAAGCAGCCCGCAGCAGCGAACAUGGUGGAAAUGAUAUGGGACGACGAACUCGCCCACACCGCCCAGACUUGGGCUAAUCUCUGCAGCGAGGAUCACGACCCUUCCAGACAAGUCAAGAGAUUCACCGUCGGACAAAAUCUGGCGAGAGAGUGGACGACGAGACCUCCGAGCAGUACGGCGGACGCCCUACCCGAUUUUAUUCAUUCGAUCGACGGAUGGUUCAACGAAGUUCAAAAAUAUUCACCCAACGGUGUGAACACCGGGACGGGUCAUUAUACUCAGGUCAUUUGGAGCGAUACUUACACCGUGGGAUGCGGAUAUUCCUACUAUUGGGACCCCGUGCGCGGUUACACGAAAAAUUACGUAUGCAAUUACGGCCCCGCUGGAAAUAUCCGUGGAUACCAACCGUACACUCGUGGACGACCGUCGUGCAGUCGUUACGGAAUGCCCAAUUCGCAAAUAUACUCCGGGCUUUGCUCUAAGGGAAAUUAUUACCCGCUCGGAGCCAGCUGCGCGCGUCAGGGCUACAUUUUUCAAACGGAGCGGUACAACGUCUCCUAUUUUACCUCUAUCGAUAAAUCGCGGUCAGAUAUUAUGCUGAUUGUCGAGGAGAGCGGUGGAUUGACCGCGGAUCGUCAUCACCGUUUUAACGAUUGUACUCGGAAGUUCCGGAAGUGGUCAUCGCGAAACGUUUCCGGUAUCGGGGGUCCCACCCUCCCGGCUGCACCGCUCCACAUAUUUAAAUUCCACGGUUUUUAUCCGUGCUUCAGUCGCAUGCGAUCGGUGUACAGAAUUUUGUACGCAAUUUUUGUCGUCAACUCGUCGAUGAUCGAUGGCGUAAAUGGGGACGGAACCUGCAGCCCCGAAGUGCGGGUCAAAGAACUAGGCGGAAUAACGUGCGAAAUACAAAACGGUAUUUUGGAGGCGCACAAUUACCUGAGACAAGCUGUUGCCGCUAAUCUCGUAGAAAAUCAACCACCCGCUUCGAACAUGCGAGAAUUGUAUUGGGACGAGGAACUGGCUAAAAGCGCACAGGACUGGGCUAGCCAUUGUUUGUUCGCUCAUAAUGAUCCAGCGCAAAGGAAAUCUGUAAGAUUUGAAGUCGGUCAGAACAUCGCGGUGACAAAAAAUAAGGGGAGAAUUCGCGACAGCAAGGAUUUUCAAAGGCAAAUACAAAACUGGUUCAACGAACACUUGGGCUACAAAUUUUCUGAAAUAACCGAGCCUAUGCUCGAAUUGACCGGACAUUACACACAGCUCGUCUGGGCAGACACCCACCUUGUUGGAUGUGGUUAUUCGCGAUAUGAAAAUCCAAUUACGAAUAUCAGCUACCGUCUAUACGUCUGCAACUACGGACCAUCAGGGAACGUAUACGAUGAAGAACCCUACAAAACGGGAGGCAGGGAAUGUCCCCGGGGUACAGUACCGUCCCGGAAAUACAGCGCCCUUUGCGCAAAUGAAUCACCGCCGCCAAAUAUUUGUGCAGAAUCAUCGGAUGCAGCCACACGUAGAAAGUUGCAAAUGGAUGAAUUGCAUAAAAAUUAUUUGCAGCAUUAUCAGCACCGGCAACGGUUGCAUAAAUUACAACCGGCAAUUGCGGGAGGUAAUCCCAAUCAUUACAAAAGCAGCAGGCGUAUAUCAGAUAAUAAAUUCAGCGAGGAUAUCAAAUCCCCGCUGGAUGUUACAGGAUACAUGGUUCUGAGGAUUACCAUUGUAUGGACAAGAUAAUUUUUCGGGAGUUUGGAUGAGUAAUGGAAAAAUAAAAAUCUCAUGUUCAAAUUGAAAAGUCUCUACAGCUAGCGCCAUCCCUUGGAAUGAAAAAUAACAUUCUUAUUGUUAAUUAACAGGGUUUACACUGCUAGCGCCACCUAUUAGAAUUACAAAAUAAAAAUCUCAUUUUCAAUCCAUGGGGUGGAAGAUGCUCGCGCCACCCUCCGGAUUUCAGUGAACUGAAGUUUGAAUUAAUUAUAAUUAAAUACCUGUAAGGGAGGGAGAUGAAUUGAUUAAUAAAAAAUCCAAAGAACA